UAUUGGAUAUAUUGAAUGUUGACCUUCAGGAUCAGUAAAACCUGAUGUGAUUAUUUCAAAUUUUCCAAACAUCAGUCAUGGUUCCCAAGCUUGGUUAUUGGAAAAUCAGAGGCCUUGUACAACCAGCUCGUCUACUUUUAGAAUAUGUUGGAGAAAAAUACGAAGAGCGUUUGUAUGAUCAGAAUGAUGGUGAUGUGUGGAAAGAUGAAAAAUUCAAAUUAGGUCUUGAGUUUCCCAACCUUCCCUAUUAUAUCGAUGGUGACAUUAAGUUGACACAGUCUAACGCUAUCAUACGUUACAUUGCUGAUAAGCACAAUAUGUUGGGUGGCUGUCCAAAAGAACGUGCAGAAAUUUCUAUGCUUGAAGGAGCAGUCUUAGAUAUUAGAGGCGGUGUUUCAAGAAUCGCAUAUAAUAAGGAAUAUGAAACCCUCAAAAUUGACUUUCUCAACAAACUUCCAUCAAUGCUGAAGAUGUUUGAAGAUCGUUUGUCUGACAAAAGGUACUUGAAUGGUGACAAAAUAACUCAUCCUGACUUCAUGUUAUACGACGCUCUUGAUGUUAUUUUAUACAUGGAUCCCAAAUGCUUGGAUGCAUUUCCAAAACUAGUUAGUUUCAAGCAGCGUAUAGAAGAUUUACCACAAAUCAAGAACUACCUGAAUUCUUCCAGGUUCAUAAAGUGGCCUAUACAAGGCUGGUCCGCUGUGUUUGGUGGUGGAGAUGCUCCUCCGAAAUAAACCAACCGUAAUUCUUUUGGCGAACAUUUAUGAUCUCGCUUGUUAUAUGUUUGCGCUUAAUAAAAAUUAUUAAUC
This is a messenger RNA of Schistosoma turkestanicum, 809 nucleotides long. The record is from the annotation of a GenBank genome assembly. Lineage: Eukaryota; Metazoa; Platyhelminthes; Trematoda; Strigeidida; Schistosomatidae.